Messenger RNA from Austrofundulus limnaeus, 2053 nucleotides. RefSeq names its product polymerase (DNA directed), alpha 2 (gene pola2). NCBI's taxonomy places the organism in Eukaryota, Metazoa, Chordata, Actinopteri, Cyprinodontiformes, Rivulidae. The record is from RefSeq and is a predicted model, not a curated record. Gene Ontology annotation, molecular function: DNA binding. Gene Ontology annotation, cellular component: alpha DNA polymerase:primase complex. Gene Ontology annotation, biological process: DNA replication initiation; DNA replication.
AAAAAACGACUUAUUUUUAUUAAUCCGAAAUGGCGCUCUCUAAUGCACAAAGCUUAAAGAAAGAACUGGAGGUGUUUGGUUUUCCCUGUGAUGAUGAAAUCAUUGAUAAAAUGAUGGAACAGUGCAUCUGUAGAGGGUUGCAGGCAACUGAGAUGGCGGAUGAGUGGGUGGCUUACAGUAACACAAAAAAUAUUUCUAAUCUCACCUUGGACACCUUGGAGCAAUUUGAGCAUGAGGUCUUGCUCAAGAAGAACAAAUCUAAAUUAAACUCAAGAAGAGAUGAUACUUAUAACAGACCCUUGGACAUCAACUCUAUACAGACCCUAAUAAAUGAAGAAAUAGAGGAGGAGACUCUUCUAGACUCUUAUUCUACUCCUGCAAAGGGCUCUCAGAAACGAGCACUUAGCACUCCAGAGCAUCCUCAGCCUAAGCGGAGUGUAGCUCUGCUGUCCAGCCCCAACCUGCUGCUGUCUCCGACCAGCUUCUCCCCGGGUGCUACGCCCUCACAGAAGUACAGCCAGCGAGGAGGGAAAGGGGAGGUGGUGGCAACGUUUGGGGCCGUGCAGGGCACCCGUUGGGUGGGCAGGAAGGAUCCCGGUGCCGGGGUCCAGGUGGAGCUUCUGGGACCACCUGAAGAGUCUCUUCGCUGCAGCUACAAAUUCAUGUUCCAGAGACUCAGGGACGUUCGAAAUGUGCUGACAGAGAAGAUUGAGGAUUUGGGACAAAUCCUGAAGUCUCAUUUUACCAUUGAGGAGUUCUCCUCUGCCUCUUUGCCUGCUCAGGACAGUAUAACUGUGUUGGGUCAGAUUUGCUGUGACAGUAACGGCAAACUGAACCCUCAGUCCGUUGUCCUGGAAGCUGAAGUCGAACACGGCGGUCAGCAGGUUCCUGUUGACCUGUCUGAGCUUAAAGAGUAUUCUCUGUUUCCUGGUCAGGUGGUAGUGAUGGAAGGAUUGAACGCUACAGGAAGAAAAUUUGUGGCUUCUAAACUUUAUGAGGGAGUUCCUCUUCCUUUUCACACCCCAGAUGUAACAUUGGAGGCUGAUGAAGAGCCACUGAACGUGCUUGUGGCCUGUGGACCCUACACGCCGUCUGACAGCCUGAACUUUGACCCUCUGCUGGACCUGAUCAGUGUGAUCGUCAGAGAUCGUCCUGACGUCUGUUUGCUGUUGGGCCCAUUUGUGGAUUCCAAACAUGAAAAAAUUGAGAAAGCUCAGGUGACAGAAACGUUUGAAACCAUCUUCUUAAGAUGUAUUGACAGCAUCGUGGAUGGCACCAAAAGUGUUGGUUGUCACCUGGUGUUUGUGCCAUCCCAAAGAGACAUCCACCAUAACUUCAUCUACCCUCAGCCCCCCUUCACCCUGCCGAACCUCAGCAAGGACCAGGUGCAGCGCGUCACCCUGGUGUCUGACCCCUGCUCCCUGCUGAUCGAUGGCGUGACCGUCGGCUUGACGUCCACGGACAUCCUGUUCCACAUGGGUGCAGAGGAGAUCAGCUGCGGCACCAGCUCGGACAGAUUCUCACGCAUCCUGAAGCACAUACUGACCCAGAGGAGUUACUACCCUCUGUACCCGCCAGCGGAGGAGCUGAACAUGGAUUAUGAGAAAUUCCAGCGCUUCGGACAGAUGUCGUUCACUCCUGACGUCCUCAUCGUUCCUUCUGAACUGCGUUACUUUGUAAAGGAUGUGGUCGGCUGUGUGUGCCUGAACCCCGGGCGGCUGACUAAAGGUCAGGUGGGCGGGACUUUCGGACGGCUGCUCAUCCGUCGCGGCGCCGCCUCAGGGGACGGACAGAGAGCGAGUCCUUGUUUGGCUGCUCAGGUGGUGAAAAUCUGACACCAAGAAAAGAUUUAGAGGUGAUCUGCGACCACUUUCUGUUUUCUUUGCUCACGCCGAUGAAAAGUCUAGAAAAACAUCACUCUGUUCCCUUUAAACUAUAAUAUAGGUUUAUUUUUAUAUUCCACAUGUUUGGGUGAGCACUGUUCUCCGAUGGGCUGUCAAUCACUGCAACAGCAACAAUAAUAAAUUAUGAUCGGAGCAGGUUUUUUUGUUCA